Messenger RNA from Ogataea philodendri, 333 nucleotides. RefSeq lists its product as uncharacterized. Bases 1 to 333 code for a protein of 110 amino acids. The transcript has a single exon. NCBI's taxonomy places the organism in Eukaryota, Fungi, Ascomycota, Pichiomycetes, Pichiales, Pichiaceae. The record is from RefSeq and is a predicted model, not a curated record.
AUGGUGAACUCGUCCAAUGAGCUCACGAACUCGCGCCAUCCUCGGUCUUCGGUCCAGGGAUUGGCCAUUGGAGUCGCAGACUUUGGUCUUCCAAACGAAACGUGCAUCAGUUUCUCAACAAUGUACGCACCCCGCAAAGCUGGCCGGAUGGUUUGGCGAUACGAGCGCAGCACGACAAGCAGUUUCUCCGCAAGACCAAGGACCUGUGGUUUGUUGAGCUGGGUGUCCUUGUUGGAAGCCAAGUCCACCAGAAGAAACAGCGCAGCAGACACUGCCACGUCCGGCAUGAACCACGGCUUGCGGUACAUUGCUGGUGUUUCAUCGCUGGUGUAA